AUGUCGGCUAUGGAUGUUGAAGAUGAAGAUAUGGAUGCGCCAAGCUCCAGCAACGUCAAGGGAGAAAAAAAGCGUUUUGAAGUCAAAAAGUGGAAUGCCGUCGCUUUAUGGGCAUGGGAUAUUGUUGUUGACAACUGUGCUAUUUGCCGUAAUCACAUUAUGGACCUCUGUAUAGAGUGUCAAGCAAAUCAAGCAUCAGCUACUAGCGAAGAGUGUACUGUUGCCUGGGGUGUUUGUAAUCAUGCUUUUCACUUCCAUUGCAUCUCCCGUUGGUUAAAGACUAGACAAGUGUGUCCACUGGAUAAUCGUGAAUGGGAAUUCCAAAAAUACGGCCAUUAAAACAAAUAGAUUAUAUUUCUAUUAAAAACCGAAAUAAGUGAUAUGUAAAAAAGGUUGGAAGUUACACUACCUAAUUCACAAGAACAUUUUUUAUUGAAACAACUUAAAAAUUAGUAAAUUGAAAUUCAUUAUCUUU
Messenger RNA from Trichogramma pretiosum, 475 nucleotides. RefSeq names its product RING-box protein 1A (gene Roc1a). The transcript is spliced from 5 exons. NCBI's taxonomy places the organism in Eukaryota, Metazoa, Arthropoda, Insecta, Hymenoptera, Trichogrammatidae. Gene Ontology annotation, cellular component: nucleus; cullin-RING ubiquitin ligase complex. The record is from RefSeq and is a predicted model, not a curated record. Bases 1 to 339 code for a protein of 112 amino acids. Gene Ontology annotation, biological process: protein ubiquitination; ubiquitin-dependent protein catabolic process. Gene Ontology annotation, molecular function: cullin family protein binding; ubiquitin protein ligase activity; zinc ion binding.